Molecule: messenger RNA, 1647 nt
Organism: Lutzomyia longipalpis
Lineage: Eukaryota; Metazoa; Arthropoda; Insecta; Diptera; Psychodidae
Product: hsc70-interacting protein 1-like
Exons: 2
Coding region: 157-1332 (391 amino acids)
Molecular function (GO): Hsp70 protein binding; protein dimerization activity
Source: RefSeq, a predicted model, not a curated record
GUUCAGUCGGGUUGACUUUUGUAGAAAUUUCUCGAGGCGAUUGAAGCAGUUUCAAACCCGGUGUAAUUUUUCACCAAUUUUCCCCCAUAUAGAGAUACUUUACCACAGUUCUUGUACAUAAAUUCCUUGUGGAGUCGCUGCAGAAACGAUUAAGGAAUGGCAUGCCCAAUUGGUCCGGAGGAGAUAAAGAAGCUCAAGAUGUUCAUUGGCUUCUGCUCACAGAAGCCAGAGAUCAUCAAUAUGCCGCAGUUGAGCUUCUUCAAGGAGUUCAUUGAGAAAAUGGGUGGGAAAGUUCCGGAAGGUGAUGCAAAUUUCGGCGCAGAAGCCCCACCACAGCCACAACCGCAACCAACUGCCAAGCCUGAAACACCACCACCGGCUGAGGAGGAGAGUGAACCCGAAUCGGAUGUGGAAAUUGAUCGUGAGGGUUGCGUUGAUCCCGAUAAGGAUGAACCGCAAGAAAUGGGUGAUUCCGGGAAGGAACCAACAGAUGAGGAAGUUGAUAAGGCCGGUGAGUGCCGGUCUCAGGCUGCAGCAGCAUAUUCGGAGCAGAAAUACGAAGAAGCCAUUGAUCUCUACACGCAGGCAAUUCUUCUAAAUCCCGGAAAUGCCCUCUUCUACGCCAAACGCGGUCAGGCCUUCUUGAAACUCGUGAAACCCAAUGCGUGCAUCCGUGACUGCGAUCGGGCACUCCAGCUCAACUGUGACUCCGCAGCUGCGUACAAAUUCCGCGGAAGAGCCAAUAGACUGCUUGGGAAUUGGGAAGAAGCUGCUCGAGACUUGCGGCAGGCAUGUAAGAUUGAUUACGACGAGGAAGCGGAUGAGUGGCUGCGCGAAGUGACACCCAAUGCAAAGAAACUCGAGCAGCAUCGCAUAAAGCAAGAGCGCAGAAGGGCUGAGAAGGAGCUUCGUGCACGGCAGGAGCGUGUCCGGAAGGCACAGGAAGCCAAUAGGCGUGCUGCCGAGGAGAAUAGGAAUCGCAAUGAUGACAUGGGUGGCGAUGGCUAUCCCGGUGGUGGCUUCAAUUUUGCCGACAGUGACAUCUUUUCGGCUUUCAAGGAUCCCGAAGUGGCGGCAGCCCUGCAGGAUAUCAUGUCCAAUCCAGCAAAUAUCAUCAAGUACCAGAAUAAUCCCAAGAUUGUGGCACUUUUGGAGAAAUUGGGAGCUGCCCAGGGUGGUGCGGGUGGUAUGCCGGGCUUCAUGGGUGGUGGCUUCCCAGGUGGAUUCCCCGGAGCAGGAGCCGGUGGAGCUGGUGGUGCUGCUCCCCCGUCAGCGGGUGAAAGUGCAAAACCACCACCAAAAACGGACAUCAACGAUGAUGGUUUGGAUUAGAUUUUGUGUUCCAGGCGCAAGUUCUCCUUCUCUUUUUUUUACACUCACUUUUAUCCCCUCAAAUUAAAAAGAAAAAAAAUUGAUUUGUAAACUAGACUUGUAAGAGGUUCUCUGUUGAUGCGCAAGAAUGAAGAAAAGAAAAUACAAACAAGAAAUUAAUAAUGUAGCAAUCGCAUAUUGGAAAUCAAUUUGCUAGUUAUCGUGUAUGCUAUUGUCACUUUAUGGAUUAAAAAUAAUAAUUAAUUGAUGAAUAAAACUUAUUCCUGCCCAUUCAUCUCGCCUUCGAUGCCACGCGAGAAUGGCAGUACAACUUAA